This is a messenger RNA of Chelonia mydas (Green sea turtle), 1371 nucleotides long. RefSeq names its product heme-binding protein 2. The transcript has 6 exons. Gene Ontology annotation, cellular component: cytoplasm. Bases 274 to 1227 code for a protein of 317 amino acids. Lineage: Eukaryota; Metazoa; Chordata; Testudines; Cheloniidae. The record is from RefSeq and is a predicted model, not a curated record.
GUGCCGGCUGGGGAGACCGCAUAUUCAGGACCCACGGCACGGUCCCCCUCCCUGUCCCGCGCCCCCUCACAGUACAGCGGCCCCUAGCACCAGGCUGGAUUUUGAGGUUCCACUCUGUUCCGGUUGCUGGUUAUAUCACACACACGCCGCCCUGUUACACAACCCCAACUGCAUGCCUGAUUCAUGGGCCAGAAAGGGCUGGGCAUGGGGUUAUGUAACCUUCCAUGGGCAGGGGGAUAAAAGCAGCCCCAUAUCUGCCUGGUGCCCAAAUGCAUGGGAAGAGCUGAGUCACACCCCAAACUCUCCACCCAAGUGAGUCUGCAGGGUGAUGGAGCAGCUGGGGGCAGAGAAGGGAUGGGGAGAGGGAGUGAUGGGGGGGGUUCAGAGUCUGGGAGUGUUUUGGGAUUUGGGGUGCACCUGAGAGCUGAUCCUGCUGGGCUGGGGGUUGCUGGGGGGACUGAUGGGUAUGGGGACCUACAGGCUGGGCAGGUUGUGCCCCAGGUUCUCUGGCCUUGGCAGUGUGGGGCAGGGGUGUCUGGGGGGUGGCUUUUUCAUCACCAGCCUGAGUCUCUCCCUGCAGCUUCUGCCACGACACCCCUUGCGAUGCUACUGCGAAUCACCCCACUCCUGCUCCUGGCCCUGGGGCUCUGGGGAGAGAGGGAGAAGCCUAAAUUCUGCGGGGAAGUCACCGAAUGUUUCACUUUUGACCUCAUCUGCAACAGCUCUGACUAUGAGGCUCGGCUUUACCCCCCCUCGGCCUGGGUCAGCACCCGUGUGAACAACACGUACACAGCCGCCAAGACCAUCGGCUUCUGGCACCUCUUCCGCUACAUCCAGGGCCGGAACCAGCUGGGUGUGAAGAUCCCAAUGACCGCACCGGUUCUGACCCGGGUGGACCAGGCUGCUGGAGAGACGCAGGAGUACACCAUCUCCUUCCUGCUGCCGGCAGCGCGGCAGGGCGACCCCCCGCAGCCCACCGAGCCUGCUGUUUUCAUCGAGCGGUUCCCUGCUCUGCCCACCUACGUUCGCUCCUUCGGAGGGUGGCUCACGGACGCCAAUCGAGGGACCCACAUCCGGGCCCUUGACGCCUCCCUGGGGAGGGACGCCCGGCACUUCAACCGCUCCUGGCACUACUCGGCUGGCUACAACAGCCCCAUGAAGCUGUUCGACCGCCACAACGAGGUCUGGCGCCUGGCAUGGGGCGGCCUGGGCUGUGCCCCAGAGUGAGCCCCCCAAAUGUCACCCACUGGCAUCGCAGCCCCCCCAGGAGUGAGAAACCCAGCUCUCGAUUCCGCCCCCCACGAGUGAGCUCCCAGUGAGGAGCCCCCCUCCUCCCCACCCCCACCCCCUUAAUAAAGCCAAGUGACCAAG